Molecule: messenger RNA, 552 nt
Organism: Symbiodinium sp. CCMP2592
Lineage: Eukaryota; Dinophyceae; Suessiales; Symbiodiniaceae
Source: the annotation of a GenBank genome assembly
AUGGUGAUGGCUUUGCACCUGCCUGUGAAGCUGGAGGGCUGGCAUGGCUGGCACGGCUCGCAUGCGUGGUCAGAGCUGGCUUGCAAGGUUAGCUUCCAUGCAGCUCCUGCUGCGGCUGCCGCAGAAGCCGAAGAGGCAGAGUUGGUCCACCAGCAAGAGCAGCUGUACCGGGAGGGCGACAAGGAGAUUCUGGAAGACAUUGCCGCCGACGAGGGGCAGGCUGAGGGGCCGCUCCAGGAGAUGCCGGAGGCGAUGCCGCCGCCUCCGCCUCCGGAGGAGCCGCCUCAAGCCGCCUUCGAAGAUCUCGCCUCGGCGCUGAAGGAGGAGGCGCCCAGGGCCGGUUUGGUGAUCUCUCUGCCGGCCGGCUCAGGAGUGCCGUCCUCUGCGAGCCGUGCAGCGGCGACCGAGCGGCUGACUGGACUCCUCGGCAAACUCCAGGAUGCGGCAGACGUGCUCGGGGCCUCCAAAGGGUCCAGCUGCGGCGCCGCGCUCGCCUUCGCAGGGCCCCCGAGGUUGCCGCCUUCCAAAACAAGAGCUGCAACUUUCCUCUGA